CUUCCCAACUUUACGACAAUCACUAUGGCGGCUGCCGGUGGUGGGUUUGAAAGUGCGAGGGUCGUCGACGAGCGUAAAGAACAGACUUGGAUUUCCAGGACCGAGGUGUUGGGACAGGCUAAAGCCAAUUUUGAAAAGGAAGAAAGGCGUAAAGAACUUAAACGACUUUGGGGUAAGGAAACAUGGAUGCUACCUGAUGUGAAUAAGCGACUUGAACAAAUCUCACAGGAACACUCUGUGAAGAAAAAGAAGAAAAAAGACAAACAUUCAAGAAAAGUAAAAAAAGAGAAGAAAAAAAAGAACAAGAAACAAAAGUGUGAAAAAAACAAUGAGUCAACUGACAGUUCAUCAAGCUCUGAAGAUGAGUGGGUUGAGGCUGUUUCCUCCCACACUUCUGGCAAGGAAAAGGCCUGGAAGGUGAAAGAUGAAAAGUCAGAAAAAGAAGACAACGAAGUUAUUCAGAGGGAUGAAUGGAUGACUGUUGAUUUUAUGUCUGUUAAAACUGUGUCAUCAUUAUCACUCAAAGCUGAAAAGGAAACUAUAAGGAAAAUAGAGCAAGAGAAAACCCAAGCACUUGAACAGUUCAGACUGCUGGAAAGAGAAUUGAACCCAUACUGGAAGGAUGGUGGGACAGGUCUUCCACCAGAAGACUGUAAUGUGUCAUCAGUUACUAAAGUAGUAGAAGAUGGUGGUUUAAGCUGGCUAAGGAAGUCUUACCAAAGAAUGAAGGAACAAGCUGAGAAACAAAAUAGAAAUUUAGAAGACAUUGUAGCUGAAAGAUAUGGGUCAAUGGAAAUCUUCCAGUUGAAAUUAAAAGAAGCUGAGAAAACUGCGUUUAUGAAAGAAGACUGUAGACGAGAACGGUGGAGGAAACCAGCAUACUCAGAGAGAGCACAAAGUAGUCAGGAAAGUAGAAAAUCAGACUUGGUAAAAUAUAAUAAAAGUUCAAGAGAUAGAUAUAAUACAACAGAUAUUGCAAAGAAUAUCAAUAAAGAUAAGUUUAGUGGUGAUGAAAAAGAUAGUAGAUCUGGGUCUUUAGAAGCAUGUAGAAGAGAAUUGAGUCCAAAACAAAAUCAAGAGUUUUCUUCUCAUAUAAAUUUGAGACCUAAAUUCUUAAGACCCUCUGAUGCAGAACUGUCAUUUCAUAGCAAGGACAGAAAUUUUGAACCAUCUAGUUCAUCUUCAGCACUGGUCUCUCAGGAUUCUGUACAUUGUGGUUUUCAAAAAUCCACAGAGAACAGUGAGGAAAGUUUAUCAUGGUGGAGUCGAUCUGAUGAGAGAGAAGGAGACAGGAAACAUUCAAAUCGAAAACCAUUAGAAACCAGUCACAGUGUUGACCGUGGACAAGUUUCAGAAGACGUGAGAGAAAAAUCACAGGGUGAAAGCUUGAGAGAGGACUUUCUGAAAAAAGAACACCUACAGGAUACAAAGUCUUCGCUUGCUGGGAGUAGUCCAGUGGAUGACUCUAUCCACAUCUUGAGUGUUGAUGAGAAGAACAAGUUGGGAGCCAAGAUUAUCAAGGCAGAGAUGAUGGGAAAUAUGGAAUUAGCUGAACAACUUAAAGCCCAACUUGACAAGGCAAAUAAAUUUGAAGACAGCAUAACACAGAUAUCAUCAAAAAAAUCUGGGGUAGAGAAUGAAGAUCAGGAAGAAGUGAUCCUUGUCAGAACAGAUCAUUCUGGAAGAGUCUGGCCUGUGAACACACCACGAAAACAUCUGGAAUCUAAAGGAGGAAGAAGGAAGAGACUGAUUGUUUCAACCUAUGAGGAAAAAGAAAGGGUCAGAUACUUUCAUGAUGAUGAUACUCUAAGCCUAAGUGACUUAGUCAAGAACGAAAAGAUGGGAACAGCAGAAAAUCAAAACAAACAUUUUAUGAAAAUGACAUCUAAGUUUAUGGGAAAAACAGAUGGAGACUAUUACACUCUGGAUGACAUGUUUGUCUCCAGAGCAGCUGAGAGAGAAUGUUUUGGUGAAGAGGAAGAGAAUCAGAGGAAAAAAGCUAUUGCUGAGCACCGGAGACUUGCUGCACUAAUGGAAAACUGUCUGUAUUGUUUUGACAGCUCUCAAUUUCCCAAGCACCUUAUUGUUGCAAUAGGUGUUAAGGUUUAUUUAUGCUUACCCAACUUACGAUCUCUUACUGAAGGGCACUGCUUGAUAGUCCCUUUGCAGCACUAUAGAGCAGCUACCUUAUUGGAUGAAGACAUCUGGGAGGAAAUUCAGAUGUUUAGAAAAUCAUUGGUAAAGAUGUUUGAAGAUAAAGGAUUGGACUGUAUCUUUUUAGAAACGAAUAUGAGCAUGAAGAAACAGUAUCAUAUGGUUUAUGAAUGCAUUCCUCUCCCAAAGGAAGUGGGUGAUAUGGCUCCCAUCUAUUUUAAGAAAGCCAUAAUGGAAACUGAUGAAGAAUGGUCUAUGAACAAGAAAUUAAUUGAUCUCUCUUCAAAAGAUAUCAGAAAGUCUGUACCCAGAGGCUUACCUUACUUCUCUGUGAAUUUUGGCCUCCAGGGAGGGUUUGCCCAUGUCAUUGAAGAUCAACACAAAUUCCCUCAUUACUUUGGAAAGGAAAUCAUUGGUGGGAUGCUGGAUGUAGAACCAAGACUUUGGAGGAAAGGGAUCCGAGAAAGCUUUGAGGAUCAGAGGAAGAAAGUACUGCAGUUUGCUCAGUGGUGGAAACCAUUUGACUUCACCAAAAAUAAAAAAUGUUGAGACAUACCUUUCAUUUUUUAUUUCCUCUUCAUAUUUCUUUCAGUUUUAUUUCCAUUGCAUCUAACUAAACAACUGAUCAUCAGGUAAUAGGAAGAGAAUCAUGAUCUGGGUUUAAUGACAACUGCAUCAUUGGAUUGUGUCGGUUUCCUUCCCCACCUGCUCCUGUGGACUUCAUUGUAGUAACUGUGGAGCAAGACCAGUUAUGUCAUGUGACCUGUUCAUGUCCUGUUCUGUACCUCUGUCUUGGUAUUCUGAACUAUUUAUAUUAACAUAUAGAAAGACUUUUCUGAAGGAUUAUCUAGGAAGUAUAGCAAAUCAUUGCUUCAGAGGGAAGCGGGUCUGCUUCAAGUUUGAGUCUGCUGACUAGCUUCUUUUGCAUUUUUUAAACUAAGAGUUGGCAUAUUUAGUAAUAAUUGAAAUUUCUUUUCACAGCAUUUUAUAGAAGCUCUUAAUUUUCUACCAAUAGCAUAUAUAUUACUACUAUUCUUUUUAUUAAAGGAAUAAAGAAUGUCCCAAAAGUAAUUAAGAAUUAAAUAAGGUAUAUAACAUGUUCAUGAUUUGUUUUUAUUUCUGUAUUUUUAAAUAGUGUCUUUGAAUUUUGGUGAUUUUAAAAGUAAUUGUUCCAAAAAUUACAGUUUACAGUUGUUUGGGGUUUGUAUGAAAGUUAAAAAUUUUAGCCAAAUCAUCAUUUUGAGGUUGUAUUGAUUAUUACAAAAUCUUAAGUAAUGUGAGUAUGUUUAGUGUCAGGAACACAUUCUGUUGUCCCAUAUGAUCUAAGGUUCUUCAUUUUCCUGUAUUCUUACACUUGGUGUGAAGAGAAAAACCCUAUACAUAUAAAAUAUGGCCAUGGUCUCUAAGAGUGUUCCUACUUUAUUUUUUAUAUGGAAGAUAUUUUUGUAGUAACCCUUUUUCAAAGAUGUUGAUUUUUUUGGAGCGGAACCUUGACGUUUUGUCAUGAAAUGUUGAAUAUUUAGAAUCAAUGUGACAUGUACUCUAGAGUAACUCCUAACUCGACGUAGUUAUUUUUAAUAUUGACAUCUCAUUUCUUUAGUAUCUUGAAAAAAGAGAAAUGUUUAUGUUCUAUCUGAAGUUUUAAAAUUUUAAUAAAAGUUGGAAGUUUAAUGGUU
Molecule: messenger RNA, 3830 nt
Organism: Aethalodelphis obliquidens (Pacific white-sided dolphin)
Lineage: Eukaryota; Metazoa; Chordata; Mammalia; Artiodactyla; Delphinidae
Gene: CWF19L2
Product: CWF19 like cell cycle control factor 2
Exons: 18
Coding region: 25-2703 (892 amino acids)
Biological process (GO): mRNA splicing, via spliceosome
Cellular component (GO): post-mRNA release spliceosomal complex
Source: RefSeq, a predicted model, not a curated record